CGCGCCCGGAGCCAGCGGCAGCGGCGGCGGCGGAGGCGCAGCGGGAGCGGAGCCGGCUGCACUCGGGGGCUGGCGCUCUGCAAUGAGACAGUAGCUGCAUCCCCGCGUGUGCUGCUGCAGGGUAACAUCUGGGCUGGAAUCGAGGCUCCUCUGGUGCUUGGAUGUCCCUAAAUUCCUGGAUCAUCUUGUUGAAGACCGUAUUGCUGCUAGAAGCUUCUCACACUCAGGAUCUUCUCAGCGAAACCGAUACUGCAUAAACUGAGAAUUUAGACACUCUGAGCGAAACCCAUCAAGUCAUCUAUGAAAAUGGUGGCGCUCUCCUUAAAGAUCUGUGUCCGCCACUGCAAUGUGGUGAAGACCAUGCAAUUUGAGCCGUCUACGGCCGUGUACGAUGCCUGUCGAGUCAUUCGGGAGCGCGUGCCCGAGGCACAGACUGGACAAGCCUCUGACUAUGGGCUGUUUCUCUCUGAUGAAGACCCCAGGAAAGGAAUUUGGCUAGAAGCAGGACGGACACUGGAUUACUACAUGCUGCGGAAUGGGGAUAUCUUGGAGUACAAGAAGAAACAGAGGCCUCAGAAAAUCCGCAUGUUGGAUGGCGCUGUGAAGACAGUGAUGGUGGACGACUCUAAGACCGUUGGAGAGCUUCUGGUUACCAUCUGCAGCCGGAUCGGAAUAACGAAUUAUGAAGAAUACUCUUUAAUCCAAGAAACCAUUGAAGAAAAGAAAGAGGAAGGGACAGGCACACUCAAAAAAGACAGGACGUUGUUACGAGAUGAGCGGAAGAUGGAGAAGCUGAAGGCCAAGCUCCACACGGAUGAUGACUUAAACUGGCUAGAUCACAGCCGGACGUUCAGAGAGCAAGGCGUGGACGAAAAUGAAGCAUUGCUUCUUCGGCGGAAGUUCUUUUACUCCGAUCAGAAUGUGGAUUCCAGAGACCCAGUGCAGCUGAACUUGCUUUAUGUCCAGGCUCGGGAUGACAUCCUGAAUGGAUCUCACCCUGUCUCCUUCGAGAAGGCAUGUGAGUUUGGUGGAUUUCAAGCCCAGAUACAGUUUGGACCUCACGUGGAGCAUAAACACAAGCCUGGAUUCUUAGAUCUAAAGGAAUUCCUACCGAAAGAAUACAUCAAGCAGAGAGGAGCCGAGAAGCGGAUAUUUCAGGAGCAUAAAAACUGUGGCGAGAUGAAUGAAAUAGAAGCCAAGGUCAAGUAUGUCAAACACGCCCGGUCCCUCCGGACAUAUGGAGUGUCCUUUUUCCUGGUGAAGGAGAAAAUGAAAGGCAAGAACAAGCUGGUUCCCCGCCUCCUGGGCAUCACCAAGGAUUCCGUCAUGCGGGUGGACGAGAAGACCAAGGAGGUGCUGCAGGAGUGGCCGCUCACCACAGUGAAGCGCUGGGCAGCUUCACCCAAGAGCUUCACACUGGAUUUUGGGGAGUACCAGGAAAGCUACUACUCAGUACAAACCACAGAGGGGGAGCAAAUUUCCCAGCUGAUUGCAGGAUACAUCGACAUCAUCCUCAAAAAGAAACAAAGCAAAGAUAGAUUUGGGCUGGAAGGGGAUGAGGAAUCAACCAUGUUAGAAGAGUCAGUUUCCCCAAAAAAGUCCACCAUCUUGCAGCAGCAGUUCAACCGGACUGGGAAAGCGGAGCACGGCUCAGUGGCAUUGCCAGCCGUCAUGCGCUCUGGCUCCAGUGGGCCUGAGACUUUCAAUGUUGGUAGCAUGCCCUCGCCACAGCAGCAGGUCAUGGUUGGACAGAUGCACCGAGGGCACAUGCCUCCGCUGACUUCGGCACAGCAAGCCCUUAUGGGGACCAUCAACACAAGCAUGCACGCUGUCCAGCAGGCUCAGGAUGACCUCAGCGAGCUCGACUCACUGCCACCCCUCGGACAAGAUAUGGCAUCUAGGGUGUGGGUUCAGAACAAAGUGGAUGAAUCCAAACAUGAAAUCCACUCUCAAGUUGAUGCUAUCACAGCUGGGACCGCUUCAGUUGUCAACCUCACAGCUGGUGACCCCGCUGACACUGACUACACGGCCGUGGGCUGUGCAAUCACGACAAUCUCGUCCAACCUGACCGAAAUGUCCAAGGGCGUAAAGCUGCUGGCGGCCUUCAUGGAUGAUGAUGUGGGCAGUGGGGAAGACCUUCUUAGAGCGGCCAGGACCCUCGCAGGGGCCGUGUCUGAUUUGCUGAAGGCCGUGCAGCCUACUUCUGGAGAGCCUCGACAGACUGUUUUGACUGCUGCUGGGAGCAUCGGCCAAGCCAGUGGUGAUCUCCUGAGACAGAUCGGAGAGAACGAGACAGAUGAGCGAUUCCAAGAUGUUUUAAUGAGUCUGGCUAAAGCUGUUGCCAAUGCCGCUGCCAUGUUGGUACUGAAGGCGAAGAAUGUGGCCCAGGUGGCCGAAGACACCGUCCUACAAAACAGAGUGAUCGCUGCAGCCACCCAGUGUGCUCUCUCCACCUCCCAGCUUGUGGCAUGUGCCAAGGUCGUGAGCCCCACCAUCAGCUCUCCCGUGUGCCAGGAGCAGUUGAUCGAGGCUGGAAAGCUGGUGGACCGCUCUGUGGAAAACUGUGUCCGUGCCUGCCAGGCGGCCACUGGCGACAGUGAGCUGCUGAAGCAGGUCAGCGCGGCGGCCAGCGUGGUCAGCCAGGCCCUGCAUGACCUCCUGCAGCACGUGCGGCAGUUCGCCAGCCGUGGCGAGCCCAUUGGCCGCUAUGACCAGGCCACCGACACCAUCAUGUGUGUCACUGAGAGCAUCUUCAGCUCCAUGGGUGAUGCUGGUGAGAUGGUGCGCCAAGCUCGGGUACUGGCCCAGGCCACAUCUGAUCUCGUUAAUGCCAUGAGGUCAGAUGCGGAGGCUGAGAUUGACAUGGAGAAUUCGAAGAAGCUCCUCGCAGCUGCGAAGCUCCUGGCUGACUCCACUGCCCGCAUGGUGGAAGCCGCAAAGGGGGCUGCAGCCAACCCAGAGAAUGAAGACCAGCAGCAAAGGCUGAGAGAAGCUGCCGAAGGGCUCCGAGUAGCAACCAAUGCCGCUGCACAGAAUGCUAUUAAGAAAAAGAUCGUCAACCGGCUCGAGGUUGCAGCCAAGCAGGCUGCAGCUGCUGCCACGCAGACCAUUGCAGCCUCCCAGAAUGCAGCUGUAUCCAACAAGAACCCCUCAGCCCAGCAGCAACUGGUGCAGAGCUGCAAGGCAGUGGCCGAUCACAUCCCUCAGCUCGUUCAGGGGGUGAGAGGGAGCCAAGCUCAAGCAGAAGACCUCAGCGCCCAGCUGGCCCUCAUCAUCUCCAGCCAGAACUUCCUGCAGCCUGGAAGCAAAAUGGUGUCCUCUGCCAAGGCGGCUGUCCCCACUGUGAGUGACCAGGCUGCAGCCAUGCAGCUGAGUCAGUGUGCAAAGAACCUGGCGACCAGUCUGGCCGAGCUACGUACCGCCUCGCAGAAGGCCCAUGAAGCCUGUGGUCCCAUGGAAAUCGAUUCCGCACUCAACACAGUGCAGACUCUCAAGAGCGAGCUGCAGGAUGCCAAGAUGGCCGCUGCAGAAAGUCAACUGAAACCACUUCCGGGAGAAACACUAGAAAAGUGUGCUCAGGACCUGGGAAGCACCUCGAAGGGAGUGGGCUCCUCCAUGGCACAGCUCCUCACCUGCGCUGCUCAAGGCAACGAACACUACACAGGAGUGGCAGCUAGAGAAACCGCCCAAGCUCUGAAAACAUUGGCCCAGGCUGCCCGAGGAGUGGCUGCAUCCACAAAUGACCCCGAGGCUGCUCACGCCAUGUUAGAUUCUGCUCGGGAUGUGAUGGAGGGCUCUGCCAUGCUCAUCCAAGAAGCCAAGCAGGCCUUAAUUGCACCAGGCGAUACAGAAAGUCAGCAGAGGCUAGCCCAGGUGGCGAAAGCUGUGUCUCACUCCUUGAAUAACUGCGUGAAUUGCCUCCCUGGCCAGAAGGAUGUAGAUGUGGCCUUGAAGAGCAUCGGGGAGUCCAGCAAGAAGCUGCUUGUAGACUCGCUACCUCCAAGCACAAAGCCUUUCCAGGAAGCCCAGAGCGAGCUGAACCAGGCUGCUGCUGAUCUGAACCAGUCUGCUGGGGAAGUCGUCCACGCCACGCGGGGCCAGAGUGGCGAGCUGGCGGCUGCUUCCGGAAAGUUCAGUGAUGACUUUGAUGAGUUCCUGGAUGCUGGCAUUGAGAUGGCUGGCCAGGCGCAGACAAAAGAAGAUCAGAUGCAAGUGAUAGGGAACCUCAAGAACAUCUCUAUGGCAUCCAGCAAGCUGCUGUUAGCCGCCAAGUCUCUCUCAGUAGAUCCUGGAGCUCCCAAUGCCAAAAACCUCCUGGCUGCAGCUGCAAGAGCUGUGACCGAGAGCAUCAAUCAGCUCAUCAUGUUGUGUACCCAGCAGGCCCCUGGGCAGAAGGAGUGUGACAACGCCCUGCGGGAGCUUGAGACCGUCAAGGGGAUGCUGGAAAACCCCAAUGAACCUGUGAGUGACCUCUCUUACUUCGACUGCAUCGAGAGUGUGAUGGAAAACUCCAAGGUUCUGGGCGAGUCAAUGGCAGGAAUUUCACAGAAUGCCAAGACUGGGGACCUCCCUGCCUUUGGGGAAUGUGUGGGGAUUGCAUCCAAGGCUCUCUGUGGAUUGACUGAGGCAGCGGCCCAGGCUGCGUACCUGGUUGGCAUCUCUGAUCCUAACAGCCAGGCAGGCCACCAAGGCCUGGUGGACCCCAUCCAGUUUGCCAGGGCUAACCAGGCGAUCCAGAUGGCAUGCCAGAACCUGGUGGACCCUGGCAGCAGCCCAUCGCAGGUUCUGUCGGCUGCCACGAUUGUUGCCAAGCACACCUCAGCCUUAUGCAACGCCUGCCGCAUCGCCUCAUCCAAGACGGCCAACCCUGUGGCCAAGCGGCACUUUGUCCAGUCUGCCAAGGAGGUUGCCAACAGCACGGCCAACCUAGUCAAGACCAUCAAGGCCCUGGAUGGGGAUUUCUCUGAAGACAACCGCAAUAAGUGCCGUAUUGCUACCACCCCCUUGAUUGAAGCUGUGGAGAACCUGACAGCGUUUGCAUCAAACCCUGAGUUUGUCAGUGUUCCCGCCCAGAUCAGCUCUGAGGGCUCCCAGGCACAGGAACCAAUCUUGGUCUCAGCCAAGACCAUGCUGGAGAGCUCAUCGUACCUCAUCCGCACCGCACGCUCUCUGGCCAUCAAUCCCAAAGAUCCACCCACCUGGUCUGUGCUGGCUGGACAUUCGCACACUGUGUCGGACUCCAUUAAGAGUCUCAUCACCUCCAUCAGGGACAAAGCCCCUGGGCAGAGGGAAUGCGACUACUCCAUCGAUGGCAUCAACCGGUGCAUCAGGGACAUUGAGCAGGCCUCGCUGGCGGCAGUCAGCCAGAGCCUGGCCACGAGGGACGACAUCUCUGUGGAGGCCCUGCAGGAGCAGCUGACCUCAGUGGUCCAGGAAAUCGGGCAUCUUAUUGAUCCCAUUGCCACAGCAGCUCGAGGAGAAGCUGCCCAGCUAGGACAUAAGGUGACACAGCUGGCAAGCUACUUCGAGCCCUUGAUCUUAGCUGCAGUUGGUGUCGCCUCCAAGAUGCUGGACCAUCAACAACAGAUGACAGUGCUGGACCAGACCAAGACACUCGCAGAGUCUGCCCUGCAGAUGCUGUAUGCAGCCAAAGAAGGUGGAGGAAACCCCAAGGCACAGCACACCCACGAUGCCAUCACGGAGGCUGCACAGCUGAUGAAGGAAGCUGUGGAUGACAUUAUGGUGACACUGAACGAAGCUGCCAGCGAGGUGGGGCUGGUGGGAGGCAUGGUGGAUGCCAUCGCAGAGGCCAUGAGCAAGCUGGAUGAAGGCACACCUCCAGAACCAAAGGGAACAUUCGUUGACUACCAAACGACUGUGGUUAAAUACUCCAAAGCGAUUGCUGUCACAGCUCAGGAAAUGAUGACUAAGUCGGUUACUAACCCGGAGGAGUUGGGAGGCCUGGCUUCACAAAUGACCAGUGACUAUGGGCACCUGGCUCUCCAGGGCCAGAUGGCAGCAGCCACCGCCGAACCAGAGGAGAUCGGAUUCCAGAUUCGCACACGUGUGCAGGACCUGGGUCAUGGCUGUAUCUUCCUGGUGCAGAAGGCAGGGGCCCUCCAAGUGUGCCCCACAGACAGCUAUACCAAGAGGGAGCUGAUCGAGUGCGCCCGUUCCGUCACUGAGAAGGUAUCCUUGGUGCUUUCCGCCCUCCAGGCUGGGAACAAGGGGACCCAAGCAUGCAUCACAGCUGCUACUGCAGUUUCUGGGAUCAUCGCUGACCUGGAUACCACCAUCAUGUUUGCAACAGCAGGGACACUGAAUGCGGAGAAUGGCGAGACCUUUGCAGAUCACAGGGAGAACAUUCUGAAGACAGCCAAGGCCUUGGUGGAAGACACUAAGCUGCUCGUGUCAGGGGCUGCAUCAACUCCAGACAAGCUGGCCCAGGCUGCUCAGUCCUCUGCAGCUACCAUCACCCAGCUUGCCGAGGUGGUCAAACUGGGGGCUGCCAGCUUGGGCUCUAAUGACCCUGAGACCCAGGUGGUGCUGAUCAAUGCCAUCAAAGACGUGGCCAAGGCUCUUUCUGAUCUCAUUGGUGCUACCAAGGGAGCUGCUAGCAAGCCAGCUGAUGACCCCUCCAUGUACCAGCUCAAAGGAGCUGCCAAGGUGAUGGUGACCAAUGUCACCUCUCUCCUUAAGACUGUGAAGGCGGUGGAAGAUGAAGCCACCCGGGGCACAAGGGCACUUGAGGCCACCAUCGAGUACAUAAAGCAAGAACUCACAGUGUUCCAGUCAAAAGACAUACCUGAGAAGACAUCAUCACCCGAAGAAUCAAUCAGAAUGACGAAAGGCAUCACCAUGGCAACAGCCAAAGCCGUGGCAGCUGGGAAUUCAUGUAGACAGGAAGACGUGAUUGCAACUGCCAAUCUGAGCAGGAAGGCCGUCUCAGAUAUGUUGACAGCUUGCAAGCAAGCAUCCUUCUACCCUGAUGUCAGCGAAGAGGUACGAACCAGGGCCCUGCGGUAUGGCACUGAAUGCACCCUGGGCUACUUGGACCUUCUGGAACACGUCUUGGUGAUCCUUCAGAAGCCAACCCCAGAACUCAAACAUCAGCUGGCUGCUUUCUCCAAGAGGGUGGCCGGUGCCGUGACAGAGCUCAUCCAGGCUGCGGAAGCCAUGAAAGGAACAGAGUGGGUGGAUCCAGAAGACCCAACCGUCAUUGCAGAAACAGAAUUGCUGGGAGCUGCGGCAUCCAUUGAAGCCGCGGCCAAGAAGUUAGAGCAGCUGAAGCCGAGAGCAAAACCAAAGCAAGCAGACGAGACCCUGGAUUUUGAAGAACAGAUUUUAGAAGCCGCUAAGUCCAUUGCUGCUGCCACAAGUGCCCUGGUCAAAUCAGCCUCAGCAGCCCAGAGGGAGCUGGUGGCCCAAGGCAAGGUGGGCUCCAUCCCUGCCAAUGCUGCUGACGAUGGACAGUGGUCACAGGGGCUGAUCUCUGCCGCCCGGAUGGUGGCAGCAGCAACCAGCAGUCUCUGUGAGGCAGCCAAUGCCUCUGUUCAGGGACAUGCCAGUGAGGAAAAGCUCAUCUCAUCUGCUAAGCAGGUUGCGGCUUCGACCGCUCAGCUGCUGGUGGCCUGCAAGGUGAAGGCCGACCAGGACUCAGAGGCCAUGAAGCGGCUACAGGCAGCAGGAAACGCUGUGAAAAGAGCCUCAGACAAUCUUGUACGUGCAGCCCAGAAGGCAGCAUUCGGCAAAGCUGACGAUGAUGAUGUUGUCGUGAAAACAAAGUUCGUGGGAGGCAUUGCUCAGAUCAUCGCAGCCCAGGAAGAAAUGCUAAAGAAAGAGCGAGAGCUGGAGGAAGCCCGGAAGAAGCUGGCCCAGAUCCGCCAGCAGCAGUACAAAUUCCUACCCACCGAGCUGAGGGAGGAUGAGGGCUAGUGUCUGCCCACGAUGGCGAGCCCCAGGAGGUGGUGCCACCCCCCCCCCCCCCCCCAACAAGAACUGGACAGAGCAGUGCUCCCAAGAGCCAGGCACUUCCUGGAAACUGCUGGCCCUCCACCUGGAGUCUCUUUCUCACUCCUCGGUCCUGUUACCACCGACUGCAUGAUCAUGACCUCACGGUACAGUGUCCCACACAGCCCUCCAGCUCCCCUCGUGCCUCGCUUUGUCUCAGGAGAGAGGGGCGCGCAUUUCAUGGACUGUUACCAAAAAGAGAGAAGUCAGUAUUACGUCGUCUUCAGACACCUUAGUCUUUGUCCUCCAAGACUGCUCCAGGGCCUCUGUGACAUCGCCACACUAGGAAAAGAGCAGCAACAACGAUGGCUCACAGGACUCAUCAGUAUCGCGGACACAGACCUUCUCUCUAGAGAGAGGACAGAAGCUGGAGUCGGACACUGUGAGGAAAGCCGAAAACACUCCCAGGUGGACUCUGGGUCUGGCGUCACAGAGGUCCUUGUAAGUUUGGAGCACUGAUUUGCCCACGGGGGUGAAGAACCCCUGCCCCGUUUGCACGCUUUUCUUGCCUCAGUGUGUAAGCUACUUGUACAAUCUACACCCAUCUUGUAUUCUUGUGACCCAGAAAAAAAGGAAGUUAUUUUAUUUUUUUUUUUCUCUCUCCGUAACCCAAAGGGCAGAGUUGUGGAAAGUGGUCAGGGUUUAGGUGGGCAGGGGCCCAAAUAAAAUCCUGGGCUCCUUACUCUGCAAGGCUGUUUUGGUUCAUGCAAAUGAACACACACAAACUGUGUCCCUGAUGGGGCUCAGCGCAGCGCCCCCUGGAGGAAAAAUCAAAAGGGACUUAGUUGGGAAUGAGGAGCCUCCUACCUUCAGGCCCAUUAUCAGCUCCUGUGCUCUUAGGAGGGUCCAAGUUCAAGAUGGAAAGCUGUCUGUUUAGAAAUUUCUCUGCUCUUCCAUCCCCAAGAGGGUAUUUCCCACCCUGUAUCUUACUACAUUAUAGAUCCCUGAGUUUACAUUUGAUCUGAGCCCCUACCUAAGAUAAAGGGUUAAGAAUAAAUGGCCCAUGGCCAAAGGCCUAAUACCAAGCGAGCCCCAGGCAGAUUUCAGUGAAUUCAUGAAGGGAAAAUCAGAGUUAGUAGGGCCGUGAUGGGGCUGUAGCUCAGCUGGUAGAGUGCUUGCCUGGCUAGCUGGCACAAAGCGGGUUCCAUCGCUGGCAUCACCUAAACUCGGUGUGGUGGCACAUGUCUACAACCCCAGCACUGGGGAGAUGAAGGCAGGAGAGUCAGAAGUUCAAGAUUAUCCUUAGCUACACAGUAAGUUAGAGACCAGCCUUGGCCACAUGAGACCCUGUCUCCAAAAAAAAGGCAAUAGAGGCAUAUGGUUUUCAAGACUGAUGGCUGCUGAAGGCAGGUGCUCCCCUCCCUUAAUGAUGUGAGGCCAGUACCACACUGUGUGUUAUACUCAGCACCUAGGUCCAGAUUUCUACCAAAGAAGAAAUAUUGGUAGUCUGGUGAAAAAAAGAAAAAAAAAAGGUGUUGCCUUUCAACCUGGCCAGGAGUCUCUUCUCCAGCGGUCUACCCCUGUGCCACAGUUUGAAAACAAUUAAAUUCAGCAGCUUCCCAGAUGUAUAGAGACUUAUGAAUGCCCCCCCCCAUGGGCAUUUUUUUCAGACAGGUAGAAGGAUAUACAGAGUGGGGUGUGGGUGGAAAGCUAAUGGAGAGCCCAUAUGGAGGGAAAGAGGGUAGGUAUGCAGGCUUUGGGUCCAGUAGAGGAGGAUGCUGGGGAGCCCUGGGCGCUCAUGGGAAAGCAGAUGGUCUUGCUCGCUGUCUUUCAGUGGAGCUCUUCAUGUCUCUGCUGGGGCUUUCCAAAGCUAUUAAGUCAGACCCAAAAGUUCACGAUCAAGAUAUGAGAAUGACCUCACGCAGAAGGACAGGAGGCCCUCCUGCAGCCAGCUCACCCUCCUUCCUGUAGGGUAUACUUCUACGCAGAGUUCUCUGUCCUUGCCCGGGGAUUGUUAAAAACCUUCACAGAAGUGAAUACUGGAGAAAAAUCUCUAACAAAUGAAAAGCAGAGGGCUGUCCUUUCUGGCUGUUAGGAGUGUUUCAGGAGACCAGGAGUCUGCCCUCCUGUCUGGACCAGUGUGCCACUAAGAACUUGGCGGGGAGGUGGUUCCCAGGCAUCACCUGCCGUGGUCCUGUUUCACCUGUCCCUUGCUUGUCCAUGCUGCGUCGAUGUUUGUGAAAGUCCUCGUAGCUGGGUCUCUCCUCAUUUCAUAAGAUGGACGAAAUACUGGACUAUGGCCAUUACUUGAUAAAUGCUGCUGGUGGGGUCCUCAGGCACUGAGGGGACUUCUGGCUCCAAAGGCAGAAAGAAUACAGAUGCAGUGAGUUGCAUUUUGGAGUAGUUUCAAAGAAAAGUGGCCUGAGGCCCAGAGCAUAAAACAUAUCCCUCUAUGAGGGAAUGGGGCUAGGUAUGCAGAUUAGUUGCUCUCCUACCUCUAUCCGCAGAGAAAAAACUGCUAUUGGGUUUGGAAUUCUUAGGCUGAUCUCUCUGUCCAGAAUUUCCAUUUUUUGAUGAUCAAAAGAGGGAUGUGUUUGGUAACUGGGGAAUUGCAUCUAGCUUGCUUCUGCCUUUCGGAAGUCUUUGGAUUGGGAUGCAAAAGACAUGUUCAGACAGCCCUGGGUAGCACUUCCUCUGGCCAGUUGGGGGUAGUCUUGGAAGUCAUUAUAAACAGAUACUUAAGACCUAGCCAGUCUGCCAGUUGUCGCUGUGGUUUUCAGAGGCAGCUGCCCAGGCUCCCGUCUGUGCACAGCCUUUCAUGGCUAAGCCACCACCAGAUCUGCUGGCAUAUACGCUUAAUCCAGAAAAGCCCCUAAGCUGCUCACCAGAGUCUGCUUGUCUUCUGCGUACUCUACCAGCUGGGGAGAGUGCAGGCAACCGAAGCCAACCCCUCAUUUGUUGAAAACAGUAUAACCAGGUGUGGUGCCAUCCAUUCAUAAUCCCAACACUUGGAAGGUGGAGGGAGGAGGAUCACAAGUUUAAGGCCAGCCUGGGCUGGGUAGCAAGUUCCUCUCUCAGAAAAGCAAAGGCCUAGUGGGUGUAACUUGGGAUUAGAAUGGUUGCCUAGUAAGCGCAAAGCCCUGGGUUCAUUCCCAGCAGCACAUAUGCAAAGUAUAGCCAAAAUAUACCACUACCUAAAAGGAUGUAUCCCUUCCCCUCCCUCCCCGCCCCCCCCCCCCGCCUCCUAAGUGACUCCAGAACCAAAACCUCAUGAAGGAACCAGGGUGGAGGUGGUAAGACCAGCUCUCUGUUCUCCCUCUUUCCUCUCUGGCAAGUGGUUCCCCCAAAUCUCCCUGAGCUCUGCAGUUGUAGGCUAUGGCAGCACCUCUGGGAUGUUUGGCUUAAGAUCCUAGCACAGAUUGCCCAUGGGGUCUGCUCUGGCCCCUAGAGGAAACAAGCACUCUGCGACCCAGGGGACAAAAGCAAAGAAUCCAAAGGAAUAGUUCACUUUCAGGGUGAGAGGCAAUAGUCCCCAGAGUCCUGAAAGCCAGAGGUCUUGGUGGCACAGGUCUUACCUUUCCACCGAGUCCCUCCCAGAGGGUCAUCUGCUGGGGGGGCACCCUCUGCAAACCCCCAACACCACUGCUCUAUUGCUCUGAGUUUGUGACUGGUGUGUUGAGGUUUUGUUCAUUGGGAAUGAGCGUGAAGACAGACCUUCUGUUCGUCUGCAAAAACCGUGAAGAGCUGAUGCUUUUCUGUGAAGUGGGCUAGCUUUUAUCUGGUUUCCCUGGAACCCAGCUCCCUGCCUAACAGGAAGCAACAACAUGCAAACCCCUCUACAGCCGUGCCCACUAGAAGACAAGAAAGAGAAGCUCUGCCCUUGUCAUAAUGUUUAAUCACAUAAAUUAAUUUAUCUAAUCACAUAAAUUAUUUUUUUUAUUCAUCAGAAAUAAACUUUUAAAGGAA
Molecule: messenger RNA, 11916 nt
Organism: Arvicola amphibius (Eurasian water vole)
Lineage: Eukaryota; Metazoa; Chordata; Mammalia; Rodentia; Cricetidae
Gene: Tln2
Product: talin 2
Exons: 59
Coding region: 301-7935 (2544 amino acids)
Biological process (GO): cell-cell adhesion
Cellular component (GO): focal adhesion; plasma membrane; cytoskeleton
Molecular function (GO): structural constituent of cytoskeleton; integrin binding; actin filament binding
Source: RefSeq, a predicted model, not a curated record